GUGAAAUGAAACAAUGAUGCCGAUAAAGGACAAUCAAGAUGUGGCAUGCUUUUUAGUUACCAAGCAUUCUACAUGGAAAGGAAAGUACAAGCGUAUCUUCUCCAUUGGCUCAAUGGGAAUAACAACAUAUAAUCCUAGCACAUUGGAAGUGACAAACAAAUGGGAAUAUUCUGAUUUUAUAAGUGUACAGCCAAUAAAUAGAAAUCAAUUAGGUUCUCAUGAAUUUACUAUAACUGUACGUAAGGAGCGGAAAAAUGAGACCAUGAAGUUUAGUUCUGAACAUAGAUCACAUCUAUUGACAGAAGCACUCAAAUACAGAAACCAUGUUGAAAAAUCUAAAGAAAUUUUGCGAUAUCCAGCUUACAAGCAUCAUUGGUCUGAUACAAGAUUACCUAUCGUAUUAGAAAUAACACCAUAUAGUCUUGAUCAACUAGAUCCUGCGACAAACAUGAUAUUAGCUAGUUAUUGUUAUAAAGAUUUUGAAGGGCUUUUAACAAUGAAAGAUUAUCCCAAUGGAUUUGUAAUUGUAUGUGGUGGGUUUGGACGCUUGCAUCUUUUUGCUUCUAAACAUAUGGAAGAAAUAAAAAAGAAAUUGCAAGAAGCUGCAUUAAAUAAUUUGGGCAUUAAUAUAAAAAUGUUGAAAGAGCCUAUAAGACUCGAUGAUUUCAUUGCUCAAAGAUUAGGGAAAUUUAGCAGCGAUGAGCACAUAACAAGCGUAUCAGAAUUUACUGUUCAUAAAAUCUCAUCUAGGCAUUUGGAUCCUCAAAGAAGAACGCUUUGUCUUUCCGAUACUUGCCUGUUGGAAAGAGAUCCUCAAACGUAUAAUAUUUGUACUCUUAGGCCACUGUCAGACAUUUUUACUUUGGUUCGUGAUAACGAUAAUCCCCAAUUGUUUACUAUACAAUAUCUUAAUGGUCAAAUGCGCAGUUAUACUGCGACAAAUAGAGAUUCGUUAUUAGCAUCUUUACUGGACGGUGUAAGAGCAUCCGGUAAUAGAGACGUCCAUGUGAAGAUGUAUCCCACAGCCAGAGGUAAAAGACUCGGACCUUUCAAUCUAUCUGUUGACGAAGAAGUCGAAACGACACAUGUCAAAUUCCUUCAGCAGCCGCCUGGAGGACGUACAUUUGCUGACAUUUUGGAGCGAUUUAACGCAAAUAUACCGUACAGCGGACUUAAUUACUCCGUUACACAAGAUGAAGUUGUACCGCUUGAAUGGACUGUAACGACAUUACAACUCCAAGUACAUCGUAUUACGAAUGAUUACUUACAGGGGAUUUUUACUGAAAACAAAGACAAGAUUAUUCUCGGAGCUUUAAAUACUUUGAUCAAUAAAGAUCUUGAGACAAAUAGUGAGAUUGAAGCACAAUUUCAUGCACUGCGAAGAUUGGUGGCUAGCAAAAUCGGUUUUGCUGCAUUUACAACACUUUCUGGCUUUAGAGAAACCGUUGGUACCAAAGUCGUGAAGGCUUUAAAGAGACAUAAUUGUGGUAUAACGCAAGCUGCCAUAGAUUGUAUUUGCGCUUUAAUGCAACCAAUGCAUGAUGAUUGCGAUUUAAGACAAGAACAAUUGAAUAAAAGUAGUCUACUCAGCAGUAACAAGUUUUUAGAAAGUUUACUUGAAAUGUGGGUUAAUCACAUUAAUCAUGGUACAGGUGCACUGGUAGUUUCUGCUAUGCUCGAUCUUUUAACAUUUGCCCUGUGUGUACCAUACAGUGAAACUACUGAUGGCAAACAUUUCGAUAAUCUUUUAGAAAUGGUUGCUACAAGAGGUAGAUCAUUGUUUAAAUUGUUUCAACAUCCUUCAUUGGCUAUUGUCAAAGGUGCUGGACUGAUAAUGCGAGCGAUCAUUGAAGAGGGUAUACCUGAAAUAGCAGCAAAAAUGCAAGAACUGGCACUUGCAGAAGGAGCUCUACCUAGGCAUUUAUUAAAUAGUUUAUUUAUUGUCGGUAGUGAUAGCAGACUAUUAACGCAUCGACAAUUGUGCCGACAUUUAGUAGGUUUGUGGGUUACGGGACAUCCAACAGCUAUGGGAUUAUUGAAACGAAUUAUGCCGGUAGGUUUGUUGAAUUAUUUGGAUUCUGAUGAAAAAGUACCGGACUCAUUCCUAGAAGAAGAGAAAUUAAACAAUCGUGACAAUUUAAAAAUAGCUAUAGAUCAUGCAUCAAGAAAUAAAAAGAGUCCACAAUGGAUCGCUAUCGAACGUCAGAUGCGAGUAGUCGAAAAACACGUAGAAAAUGCUUUGCAACAUUGGGGUGCUCGUAUUGGAAUAGAACGGAGAGAAAAGAUUAAAGAGCGUCCGAUAGUUUUAAGGAAACGUAGAGAACGAAUUAAGUCUGAAGCAAAUUGGAAAUUAUUCUAUUAUAAAUUUAAUCAAGAUCACGCACUGCCAAAUUUAAUUUGGAAUCACAAAACGAGAGAAGAAUUAAGAAUAGCUUUGGAACAUGAAAUACGCGCAUUCAGUUCAGAUAAAGAUUUAGCUGGUGGAACUUUGAUUGCGUGGAAUCACAGAGAAUUUGAGGUGCAAUAUCAAUGUCUUUCGGAUGAAGUUAAGAUUGGAGAUUAUUACUUGAGGCUUUUAUUGGAAAAAGAUAGUCCAGACAGUCCUAUAAGAAAAUCAUACGAAUUUUUUAAUGAUUUAUAUCACAGAUUUUUAUUGACAGCGAAAAUUGAAAUGAAGUGCCUUUGCUUGCAAGCAAUGACGAUAGUGUAUGGUCGAUAUUAUGAAGAUAUUGGUCCAUUCUCAGAUACAAAAUACAUCCUGGGAAUGUUGGAGCGUUGUGCGGACAGAACGGAGCGUGAUAGGCUAGUCAUGUUCAUAAAUAAACUUAUAUUACAUAGGCGAAAUGUCAAAGAUAUAAUGGAUCAAAAUGGCGUACGAUCUUUAGUCGAUCUAUUGACAUUGGCACAUUUACAUACUUCCCGAGCUGUCAUACCAACGCAAACCAAUGUGAUAGAGGCAGGUCCACAGCAGGAACGAAUGGAAAAAGAAUGGUAUUACAAUAAUGGUGAUCAACGCGAAGGUCCGAUGAGUCUAAGAGAUUUGAGAGAAUUGUAUGCUUCAAAUCACGUGACUCAUAAAACAAAAGUUUGGGCGCAGGGAUUAGAUGGAUGGAAAACAAUUUCACAAGUGCCACAAUUAAAGUGGAGUCUUGUUGCGAAGGGAACUUCCGUGAUAAAUGAAAGUGAACUAGCUAAUUUAAUACUAAACAUUUUAAUCAAGAUGUGUGAAUAUUUCCCAAGUAGAGAUGCUGAUGACGCGGUAAUCAGGCCCUUGCCACGUGUAAAGCGAUUGCUAUCAGAUCUUCAAUAUCUGCCACAUAUCGUACAGCUUUUGUUAACAUUUGAUCCAAUCCUCGUUGAAAGAGUCGCUACAUUGUUAUGCGAAGUGAUGCGAGAUAAUCCUGAUGUGUCAAAAAUUUAUCUUACCGGCGUAUUUUAUUUUAUCUUAAUGUACACUGGUUCUAAUGUCUUGCCGAUUGCAAGGUUCUUACAAUUGACGCACAUUAAACAAGCUUUUAGGAACGAUGAUAACACUUGUUCAGAUAUCAUGCAACAAAGUAUUCUCGGUCAACUAUUGCCUGAUGCAAUGGUAAGUUAUUUAGAGAAUCACGGAGCAGAGAAAUUUGCGCAAAUAUUUCUUGGAGAUUAUGAUACACCGGAAGCAAUUUGGAAUGCAGAAAUGCGACGAAUGCUUAUCGAGAAAAUUGCUGCGCAUAUUGCAGACUUUACUCCCAAAUUACAAGGACAUACCAUGGCCAGGUAUCAAUAUAUCGCUAUUCCUGCUAUACGAUAUCCACAAUUGGAAAAUGAAUUGUUCUGCCAGAUAUUCUAUCUUAGACAUCUUUGUGAUACUGUUAAAUUCCCGCAGUGGCCUAUCUCAGAACCUGUGCAGUUACUAAAAGAUGUAUUAGAUGCGUGGAAAAGAGAAGUAGAGAAAAAACCACCUUUAAUGACUAUGGAGGAAGCUUAUAAGCAACUUGGCUUAACUAGUGGAAAGCAUCAUGAUGAAGCGAUCGUCAGGAAAUCAUUUUAUAAAUUGGCUCAAAUAUAUCAUCCUGACAAAAAUCCUGAAGGCAGGGAUAAGUUUGAAGCUGUUAGCCAAGCAUACGAAUUUCUAUGCAGUCGCAAUUGUUGGUCAACGACUGGACCUAAUCCUGACAAUAUUGUUUUGAUUUUAAGUACUCAGAGCAUCCUUUUUCAUAGAUAUACAGAUGAGCUUAGACCGUACAAAUACGCUGGUUAUCCUCAAUUAAUCAAAACUAUUAAGUUAGAAACGGAUGACGAACGGUUAUUUUCAAAAUCUGCUCCAUUGCUAGCAGCUGCAAGCGAACUUGCGUAUCAUACGGUACAUUGUUCGGCUUUAAACGCCGAAGAAUUGCGAAGGGAGGGUGGUUUAGACGUAUUGUUGGAAGCGUAUACGCGAUGCGUAUCAGUAUUAAGCAGAUCGAGUAAAUCCACCGAUGUAGCAGUGCAAGUUUGCAUGUAUAUCACUAGAUGUUUCGCUGUUGCCGGAUCAUUUCAAGGAUGCAGAGAUAAGAUUAUCGAAUUGCCGCAACUUGUAAAAGAUCUUUGCAGAAUACUGCAUUUUAAGCAUUUAACAAAAUUAUGUGCAGUUGCUACAGAGUGUAUUUCAUCUCUCGCUAUAGAUAGCAUAUUACAAAUGCAGUUAUUACAAUCUGGUGCUUUAUGGGAUCUGUUGCUCUUUAUGUUCAAUUAUGAUUAUACAUUAGAAGAAGGUGGAGUAGAAAGAAACCAGGAUGAGAAUCGUCAGGAAGUAGCCAACAAUUUGGCUAAAUUGGCAGUUCACGCUUGUGCUCGAUUAGGUGGUUAUAUGAAAGGCGAUAAUGAAACACCUGUUAAUCCCGUUACAGUUGCUGCUUUGGAAAGUUUAUUAACUCCUUAUUUAGCACGUCAGCUUAUUAAAGAUAAACCCGAAGAAAUUUUAAAGAUAUUGAAUUCUAAUUGUUUAAAUCCAUAUUUAAUUUGGGACAAUGGGACUAGAGCAGAAUUAAAUGAAUAUUUAGAAUUGAAACGACAAGAGAGAUUAAAUAAUAGCGGCAAUUUUGAACAUGAUUUUAGCGAUUUUAAGUAUACUGUCCAUACUGACGAAUUAGUAAUCGGCGAAAUAUUUGUGAAGGUAUACAAUGAACAACCAGCGUAUCUAAUUGAGAAUCCCAAAGGUUUUACAAUAAACUUGCUCGAAUUUCUGUCACUAUCUUCGGAAUAUUUAACAUCCUUGGGAAGUAUUAUUUCGAUUAAAAAGGAUCAAGAGAAAUUGGAGCACAUUGUGAUGGCGCUUAAAGCUCUGAAUAAUAUUAUAAAAAAUAAUCCUGGCAUUGAAUUACAGUGUAUGGGACAUUUUAAAUUGCUGUUUGGACUUUUGAACUGUAGUAAUUUUAAAUUGAUUCAAAAGAGCGCUCUAGAAGUAAUCAGUAAUGUUACCAAGAAUCAAGAAUGUGUUGACGAUAUUGCUGCAAAUGAAGUUGUUGUGUAUUUAUUGUUAUGUUUGCACAGUUUAAAAGAGUAUCAGCUUCUUGCAUUGGAAACAUUGUAUGCCCUGAUGAGUUCAACUAAAAUUGUAAAAGAUGCAUUAUCAAAAGGAGCUGUUGUAUACAUUCUUGAUCUCUUUUGCAACUCAAGUAAUAUUCAUAUAAGAGAAAAAGCGGCUGAAUUACUUGCAAAAAUGUCAUCCGAUAAAUUAGCUGGACCAAAAGUUAAACUUGAUCUGUCAAAAUUUUUACCUAGAUUAUUUAGCGAAGCUAUUCGCGAUGCACCUAAGCAAUGUGUACAUAUGUUUGAAACACAGCACGAAAAUCCUGAAUUGAUAUGGGAUGAUGAUGCAAAAGCUAGAGUAGCAAAAAUUAUUGCAGAAUUAAAAGACGAAUACCAUGCAUUACAGAGGCGAAAUCCUAAUGCCAUAUUAAAGUUACCUGAUACGCAAAGUAACAUCGAUAUCGCGACGAAUGAACCUGUCGUAGGUGGUGUGUAUCUUCGAUUAUUUAUAGCCAGUCCUGCUUGGGCACUUAGGAAACCAAAAGAAUUCUUAAGUGAGUUGAUGGAUACUACGUUUACAUUAAUGUCCAAGGACAAGACUAAUACGGAUAUGUUGGAAUUAACGACGCAGGCUCUUGUGUGUUUACUCCAAGCGCAACCUACUUUGGCAGACCAAGUACCAUCUUUGGGUCAUAUACCUCGACUCUGUCGACAGAUGGCUACCCAGAAUAGUCAACCAUCGGUAUAUAAAACAGCUAUAUUAAUUUUACAUCAAUUAGCUACAAGCGAAAUUUGUAUUUCAUCUAUAUGCCAAACGGAAUGCAUAAGUCCACUGAAGCAUGCGAUGCAAUUGAGGAGAGACAUGAUCGCGGUUGCAUGCGAGACACUGAAUAGAUUAUUUUCGACGAAUGAAGAUAGACUUGUUAAACAGGCAUUAGAUGCCGAGAUGGUACCAUAUCUCUUAAAUAUAUUAGAAGGACGAUUAGAUAUUGUUGAAAAUCCUGCCACAACCAAAGCACAAAUAGUAAAAGCUUUAAAAGCCAUGACAAAAAGUUUACUUCUCGGUGAAAAAGUUAAUGCCAUUUUGGAAAAGUCGAGUGUAUGGGCAGAGUAUAAGGAUCAGCGACAUGAUCUGUUUAUUUCGAAUAAUACCAUUUCUGGUUAUCUGACAGCUGGAACACCAGUAUCUGCUGGCUAUUUAACUGCAGGGCCAAGUACUACUUUGACCACGGGCCCACCACCAGUAGAAAAAGACGAUAGUUUAAUUAAUAGAAACGAUAGCACCUGAUAUAGAUAAUAUUGUAAGUGGUACAA
This is a messenger RNA of Cyphomyrmex costatus, 6807 nucleotides long. RefSeq names its product receptor mediated endocytosis 8 (gene Rme-8). The record is from RefSeq and is a predicted model, not a curated record. The coding region runs from base 14 to 6781 and encodes 2255 amino acids. The transcript has 18 exons. Gene Ontology annotation, cellular component: endosome membrane. Lineage: Eukaryota; Metazoa; Arthropoda; Insecta; Hymenoptera; Formicidae. Gene Ontology annotation, biological process: receptor-mediated endocytosis; regulation of early endosome to late endosome transport; endosome organization.